GGAAGUGUUUGCUGCUAACUGUUCUCAUUUCAUCACAGUUAUUACGAAGUUGCAGUUCAGUUUCUCCUCUUCAAAUCUCAAAUUCAAAAUUCCAUCAAAUUUCAAACAAGCAAUGGAAGAAUGCAUUAAAAUCCGAAGAUACGAAGAAUUUCUCACAGAUAAGGAUUUCGAGUCUCUUAUUGAAGCUAAAAACGUUCCCGCUGUUUUGUGCGGAUGCAUCAAGAAUUGGAGAGCUUUCUCUCUAUGGAACCCGCGGAACGAUGGUCUUAACUACUUGCAGGAACGGGUUGGAUCGUGUGUGGUGGAGGCUAUGGUAUCUUCAUCUGCACCUGUCUUUUAUGGUGAUCUUGGAAGUCAUCAGAGGGUUCCUUUGCCAUUUUCUACCUUCAUUGACUUGUGUAAGAAACGGAUGCAUAUGCAAACUGAGCAACAACAACAUCUAGAUGGUGAUCAUUGUGUUGCCUCGCAAACGGAUCACACACAACAUGAUUUUUCGUCCUUGGAAGAUGUUCCUGAUCAAAUUUAUUUAGCGCAGGUUUCAAUCAUGAACAAUGACCGUCAGGAGAAGGUUCAGUUGGGAACCUUAAUGGAAGACAUCCAGACGCCUCCAAUUUUGGGAGCAAAAGAACUAUCUUCUAUAAAUUUGUGGAUGAACAAUGCACAAUCUAGAUCAAGUACUCACUAUGAUCCACACCAAAAUCUUUUGUGCAUAGUUUCUGGCCGCAAACAAGUUGUUUUGUGGCCUCCUUCUGCUAGUCCCUCACUCUACCCGAUGCCUAUCUAUGGGGAGGCUUCCAAUCACAGUUCGGUUGCUUUAGAAAACCCUGAUUACUCAAUUUAUCCAAGGGCAGAAUGCUCAAUGGAGUUUGGACAAAAGGUUGUUCUCGAGGCAGGCGAUGCACUUUUCAUUCCUGAAGGCUGGUUCCAUCAAGUAGAUAGUAAUGAUUUGACUAUUGCUAUUAACUUUUGGUGGCGAUCCAACACUAUGUCUUGCAUGUUGGAACAUAUGGAUGCUUAUUAUUUACGCAGAAUAUUGAGAAGAUUGAUUGACAAAGAGAUGGACCAGCAACUGCUCAAGUUGGGGACGGGAAGAAAUAAAAUGUGUGCAAUCAAGCUACCUAAUCAUAAACAAACAAAUCAUGCUGAUGAAAAUUGCAGUCAGAUGUUGAAAGGAAUAGAUUUAAAGGAGAAAAGACUUAACGAGGGGAACACCUUGAUUGAAUUAGAAUCUGAUGCAGUCCAGGUGCUUCAUGAACUUAUGUCCUUGGUUCACAACAGUGUCAGCGCCAGCCAGGAUCAGCAAUCACCGUCGACUUCUAUAAAUGAUUAUGAGCUUAUACACAAUGGUAAAUGUGAGAAAAUAGUGAAUGCUUACUUGAAAGAUGAUCCCGUUGCUAAAAUUCUCUGGGACGUUGAACCACAAACUCUCCAAAAUGUUUUUCUUGCUAUGGCGAACAACUUCCCAAGAACUUUAGAGGCUCUUGUUCUGCAUGUACUAUCACCAGUUGGGGCUGAAGUUCUUACUCGGAAAUUUGAUGAGAUGGAUGAACAAACUCUCGAGGAAGAUCGGAAUAGAUUCUACGAGGUUUUCUACAGUGUGUUUGAUGACCAAUCUGCAGCAAUGAAUUCUAUUCUAAAAGGGAAGGAGCUAUUCACACAACAGGCAUUUAAGAAUGUAUUGGACAAAUUUGUGGGAGUGAAUCUAGAAAGCUCAAAGUCAGGGGUCAGAUGAGAUGCUUAUGGAUGAAUUGACCUACCAAGAUGUGAAAGAAAUUUGGCCAGCUUGUGAAACAGAAUAUUGGUGCCUAAAUUAAGACUCCCAAGAUUCUACUAGUACUUUGUUUAUCACAAUCAUGCCAGGAAUUUAACUUAGGAUACCUUAUAAAGAUUAAUUUUCACAAGUGGGUAGCAAAGAAUAUCAAAGUAGUAUAACUGUCCUAUUCAAGGAGUGGACGGUGUUGUGAGGAUUUGCAGCUGAAGGAAAAAGUGUAGCAAUAGGUAGGAAAAGAAAGUUUAGGCAAUUAUUAGCAUUGGAGAUGAGAUUCCCUGGUGGAAGAUGACAUACAAGUAUGUUGACAGGGGGAGAGAGAGAGACAGAAAGAGAGAGAUUGAGAGAGAGAGAGAGAGAGAGAGAGAGAGAGAGAGAGAAUAGAAGAGGCUUUUAGUUUGUCUCCUUUUGCAUCAGAGGGAUAUUUAAAAGAGGCAGUCUCUUUGAGUGGAGGCAAAUGGGAUGUAUUGUACCUUAACACUGCUGCAAUUUGUAAAUAUACUUUUCAAAAGCUUGGAUAUACCAUAACACCCAAAACCUGACACUACCUCAUUUGGUUAAUCCCCAUGCUCUUUUCCUUCUACCGAGUUGCGAGUUUAGUGACAAAAAACUUUUCUUCAUUCCUUUUGUUAGCUUGUGCUGAGUUUGGAAGCACAGUUUUUAAUGAAAACCUUGUUAAUUUUCAACAGUUAAAUAUAUUUCUUUGGCUUUUAUAAGCCACUUUCUA
Molecule: messenger RNA, 2495 nt
Organism: Trifolium pratense (red clover)
Lineage: Eukaryota; Viridiplantae; Streptophyta; Magnoliopsida; Fabales; Fabaceae
Exons: 15
Coding region: 113-1732 (539 amino acids)
Molecular function (GO): 2-oxoglutarate-dependent dioxygenase activity
Source: RefSeq, a predicted model, not a curated record